AUUCGAAUCAUCAUCAUCAUCUUCAAAACGCCAGCAUUUCUCGGAGUCGUCGUCUCCAAAGUUCUUCCUUUUUGUCAUCUUUACUCACAACACAGCUUUGGAUUCUCUGUUCUGUUUUCUUCAUAUAUUUCUGUAAGAUCCGAACAGAAUUGCUUCAAUUCUCUCGCCAAACUCUCUACCGAUCUAAUGGUGGUUAAGAUGAUGAGAUGGCGGCCAUGGCCGCCCCUUCUAUCGAAGAAAUUCGAAGUUAGGUUAGUCGUUCGUAGGUAUAAUCCGGCGAUUGUACUGGAAUCGGAGGAAUCGAAGAAGAUGACGGUGGAGAUCAGGUGGAAAGGAUCUAAGUUUGCCCUAAGUCCUUUCCGACGAACUAUUAAGAGGAAUUUCACUAAGGAGGGAAGGAUUGGAGAAAACGGUGUCGUAUAUUGGGAGGAAGAGUUUCAAUGCGCAUGUGGUAUUUCUGGUUACAAAGACAAUGUUUUCCAUCCUUGGGAGAUCUCUUUGACACUGUUGAAUAACUUGAAUCUAGGGCAGAAGAAUAAGGUGUUUAUUGUGGGAACAACAUUAUUGAAUCUUGCUGAAUUUGCUUCUAAAGCUGAUGAGAAUGAGUUUGAUCUUAAUAUUCCUGUCAUCUCUGCCAGUUCAUCUGAUCAGUGUGGUUCACUUUUGAUAUCACUCAGUUUGUUGGAGAUGAGAACAAUUCAAGAUUCUGCAGAUUCAAUUCAUAGGUCAAUAGUUCUGUCUCCUCCCCAUAUGGUAAAGAUGUUUACUGACUAUGUCUCAAUAAAAAGAACAAAAAAGGGUUAUAAUGGGGAAGAUGGUGGCAGUGAAGGAAAAUCAUCUGUUAGAAGUGAAGAUGGUGACUAUACUUACCCAUUUGAUUCUGAAUCAUCAUCUGAUGAAUCUGAAAAAGUGGAUUCUGAUGAAGGGAAAGUGAAUCCAACUGUUAGAAAAUCGUUUAGUUAUGGAUCACUAGCUAGUACGAGAAUAAAAGGGAAUGAUGAAGAUUGGGUAUAUUAUAGCCACCGAAAGGAAGCAGCAGAUGUUGGUUGUUGUUCGAGUAUGGAAGAUUCCAUUGUCUCUGUUUCAGAGACUACUUUGUUACAGAGCUCAAAACGCAGUAUCCUGCCUUGGAGGAAAAGGAAGAUGAACUUCAGAUCUCCUAAAACAAAAGGAGAGCCUCUAUUGAAGAAAGCUUAUGGAGAAGAAGGUGGGGAUGAUAUUGACUUUGAUAGGCGACAACUAAGCUCUGAUGAAUCACUUUCUUUCGGGUGGUACAAGACCGACGAAGAAUCAACUGUAAAUCAAUCGCCAAUAUCUGAAUUUGGAGAUGAUAACUUUGCUAUAGGCAGCUGGUCACAAAUGGAGAUAACAAGCCGCGAUGGAAAUAUGAAACUUCAAACCGAGGUUUUCUUUGCUUCUAUAGAUCAACGAAGCGAAAAAGCUGCAGGUGAGAGUGCUUGUACUGCCCUUGUAGCUGUUAUAGCCGACUGGUUCCAGAAGAACCGCGGUCUCAUGCCAAUUAAGUCACAAUUCGACAGUCUAAUUAGAGAAGGUUCAUUAGAAUGGAGAAACCUCUGCAACAACGAGAUCUAUAUGGAAAAGUUUCCAGAUAAACAUCUUGAUCUAGAAACUGUUUUACAAGCCAAAAUUCGUCCUCUUUCUGUUAAUAGCCAGAAAUCCUUUGUGGGGUUUUUCCAUCCAGAUAAUGACAUGGAUGAAACCGAAGGAAGAUUUGAUUUCUUGCAAAGUGCAAUGUCAUUUGACAACAUAUGGGAUGAGAUCAGUAACGACGAAUACCCUCAAGUUCAUAUAAUCAGUUGGAAUGAUCAUUUUUUUAUCCUGAAGAUCGAGGAAGAAGCUUAUUACAUAAUUGACACAUUAGGUGAAAGGCUACAAGAGGGUUGUCGCGAGGCUUACAUCUUGAAAUUCGAUAAGAACAGCAAGAUAUACCAACUGCCCAAUACUAAUCAUCAAUCUUUAGAGGAAAAACCUGUUGAAGAUCAUCAAGAACAACCAGUUGUUGUCGAUAAGGAUUCAACCGAGAUUGUUUGUGAAGGGAAGGAAUCAUGUAAAGAGUAUAUAAAGAGGUUCUUGGCUGCUAUACCAAUAAGAGAAUUGCAGGCAGAGAUUAAGAAGGGUUUAAUAACUUCUUCAACUCCACUUCAUCAUAGGUUACAAAUUGAGUUCCAUUUCACCCAGAUACAACCAGAGGCUCAAACACUUGAAAAUAAUAACUGUUGAUUCUUAAAUGUGAUUAGUUAUAGUUUCUAAUUAUUACCUUAAAUUCACAAUUAAUGUUUGUGGGUUAUAAUAUAAAAUGUUUACCUUUUGUUUUGGCUUGAAGAUCC
Impatiens glandulifera is the source of this 2348-nucleotide messenger RNA. RefSeq lists its product as uncharacterized. Bases 187 to 2241 code for a protein of 684 amino acids. The record is from RefSeq and is a predicted model, not a curated record. The transcript is spliced from 4 exons. Lineage: Eukaryota; Viridiplantae; Streptophyta; Magnoliopsida; Ericales; Balsaminaceae.